CCGACUCUCCGUCCCCCCAUCUCAUUUCAUGGGCUCUCCUGGUGCACAUAGACUUACACUCGUGAUCCUGCUCGUCGUCAACUGCCUACUGUUCGCUCAGAGUCGGUACGGACAGACUUCCGGGGCGCGACCAGGCAAUUUUCUGGGCCGGACACUGCUGAAGCGGGAUGUUGCGGCGUACAACUCGUCCGACUUAAGCUGGAAUUUCAAUGGUGACGGUUACGGCGACCAGUGUUUCCCGCGAGUGAUUCCGCUGGAGGAGCAAUGCACACAUGUCAAGACGGUGUGCCCCGACUCCGACACUUUCCUUUCAAUCCAGUACUUGGAAUCGUACUUUUGCUCAUCACUGGCUAUACGGCCCUUCAUCUUCGUUGGGUUGCUCCUAUGGCUCGUCUUUUUGUUCUCGACGCUUGGAAUAAGCGCAUCCGACUUCUUCUGUCCUAAUCUUGCCACUAUAGCGCAGCUUCUGGGACUGGAUGAGAAUGUGGCGGGCGUCACAUUCUUGGCCUUUGGAAACGGCAGCCCAGAUAUGUUCUCUACCUACUCCGCGAUGCGCUCGAACUCAGGCAGUCUGGCGAUCGGUGAACUGCUCGGUGCGGCGUCGUUCAUAGUCUCGUGCGUGGUAGGAUCCAUGUGCAUCAUCAAGCCGUUCCAGGUGGAGCGAUACCCAUUCCUGCGAGAUGUCGGAUUCUUCACUAUUGCGGUUACCCUGCUCAUUGUCAUCUUGCAUGACGGAACGCUUCGGGCUUGGGAGGCCGGCUGCCUCGUUGGUUUGUACAUUGCGUAUGUAACUCUUGUGGUGAUAGGGACCUGGUGGGAGAGACGGCGUGCGCACAGGCGCAUGAAGGAAGCCUUGAUACGUUCCGAGUAUCGAGAGGACGAAAUACCACAAAUGCCGUACUAUGAUGAACAGCCAUACCGUGAUGAUCCGUCCCCAUCCCCCGAGCGCAGCACAAACUCGCUGUCGGUACCAACUUUCACGCGACCACGAGCAAUAUCUCAACCAGGGCCCCCUCGGCUAGGCCUGCAUACUGACCUUCCCCAACGAUCACAGUCGCGGUCACAGUCGCCAUCUCCACGCCUGAGUCAGAUGCCUUCGUUCUCACUGAUUGGAGCUCUAGAGUUCCGGCAGGUAGUCUCGUCUCUGCAACACCAGGCAGCGAGUCCGUCUCUCAACAUAUUCGAGAACCCGGUCACGCCGUACGUCGGCGGCCGCUAUUACAGCCAGCCCAGAUCGCGACCUCGCACUCCUCUGCGCACUCCUAUCCUACUGGACCACGAUCAUGAAACCAAUCCAUGGGAUUCUGCGCUGGGCAUGCCGCUGAACGAGCGCUCGCCCGAGCUGAAUGGACGUGGAAUGUACUCUGAUACGUCUCUGCCUCUGCCCGACGGUGCUCAGAGUCCAGUGCCUGUAAUCUCCCAUACGCCCGCCUCUCCGACUUCGGAAGCAGAUACAGAGUCUCAGCACCGUGGCCCGCCUAUUGGUCGUGAACGCAUCUGGCAUAUUCUCGGACGGGCAUACCAUAUCCUUUUCCCCACUUUACAUCACUUCAGGUCCAAGACGUUCAUAGGGAAGGUGGCGGCUUUAUUCGCUGCGCCAGCUGUCAUGGCUCUGACUGUGACAUUGCCUGUCAUCGUAACGCCUUACGAGGAUAGUCAUACGCAAGAGAAGGCGCUUGCCAGUGAUUCGAGACUACUGGACUUUGAGGAAGAAGGUAUUGAAAGAACGCUCAUUGCGGAGGAGGAAGUGCAGGAGGAAAUGCACGAGCUCAAGUUCAACAAGUGGUUGAUGGCUGCGCAGUGCGUCUGUGCGCCCUUGUUCUGUGUCGGUGUUCUCUUCAAUGGUGCAGAUCAGCAACUCUGGCUCCUGAUGGCCGCGGGUGUUGCAGGUUUGGCCUGUGCAGCGCUGGUGGCGGUUUUCGCUGACAGGGGAGAGCAUCCCACCGCUCGCCUGACGCGUUGCAUGAUGGGCUUUUUCGUGGCUGUGGUUUGGAUCAUGGCUAUCGCUGAUGAAGUAGUGAACGUACUCCGGACGUUCGGCUUCAUCUUCGGACUAUCGGACGCCAUCAUAGGGCUGACCAUAUUCGCUGUUGGCAAUUCACUUGCUGAUUUGGUCGCAAACAUGAGCGUAGCUGUCUUUGCGCCUAUCAUGGGAUUCUCCGCAUGCUUUGGCGGACCUAUGCUGAACAUGCUCCUAGGCGUUGGAGUCUCCGGGUCCUAUAUCAUCAAUCAGAGGCAACGACCAUACGACCUGCACUUCUCAAAGACGCUGCUAGUGAGCUCUGGAGGCCUCCUGGCUAUGUUGGUGUCCACUCUAGUGUUCGUCCCAUGGAACGGAUUCUACCUUACGAGGAGAUGGGGCAUAUUCCUGAUAUUGUUCUAUACCACAAUCAUGGCUACUAACAUUAUCGUCGAGACGCGUUCAUAGACUAUGCUUCAGGUUGGACUUUGCUUUGACUAUCUACCGUAAUGUGCUAAAUGUAAUUUGGAUUCAUUUGCCUGCUACCACACGAUCCAGCAUAUUGCGG
Gloeophyllum trabeum ATCC 11539 is the source of this 2528-nucleotide messenger RNA. RefSeq lists its product as uncharacterized. Gene Ontology annotation, cellular component: membrane. The record is from RefSeq and is a predicted model, not a curated record. Gene Ontology annotation, biological process: monoatomic cation transport; intracellular calcium ion homeostasis; transmembrane transport. Lineage: Eukaryota; Fungi; Basidiomycota; Agaricomycetes; Gloeophyllales; Gloeophyllaceae. Bases 29 to 2428 code for a protein of 799 amino acids. Gene Ontology annotation, molecular function: monoatomic cation transmembrane transporter activity. The transcript is spliced from 6 exons.